AUGGUAUUCAGCGACCACCUAAGUGACGCCAAUAGGCUUGCACAGUGGAGCCUAUGCCACCCAAACAUCCGUCCAGCUCCAAACUUGCCAUUCCAUGAGAAGAUCGAGUUCGAUAAAAACGGUGACUUUCUUACGCCACCGCCUGGUGUUGCUCUAUCGGAUACCCUAGUCUUCCUGGCCAUCACAUACAGCGUGCCCAUCCGCCAGCGCAAUGCAAAGUGGCCGGCUGAUUUUCAUACCGACGGGGACGUUUACUCGGAGAGGCGGCCGAGGGGAUGUACCGUUGUGCUUUGGGCUUUGGGAUUGUCGUUUAUCCGGAGCUGGACCUCGGAACGGAUGUCUCCCAUCAGUCCUUCCUGGCGGGGUAGCUCUCUCUUCGCAAGUUGCCACAAUGGUACCUCAUCCACCGUUUGA
Penicillium psychrosexuale is the source of this 414-nucleotide messenger RNA. RefSeq lists its product as uncharacterized. The transcript has a single exon. NCBI's taxonomy places the organism in Eukaryota, Fungi, Ascomycota, Eurotiomycetes, Eurotiales, Aspergillaceae. Bases 1 to 414 code for a protein of 137 amino acids. The record is from RefSeq and is a predicted model, not a curated record.